Melanaphis sacchari is the source of this 2180-nucleotide messenger RNA. RefSeq names its product FMRFamide receptor-like. The record is from RefSeq and is a predicted model, not a curated record. Gene Ontology annotation, molecular function: G protein-coupled receptor activity. Gene Ontology annotation, biological process: G protein-coupled receptor signaling pathway. Gene Ontology annotation, cellular component: membrane. Bases 126 to 1628 code for a protein of 500 amino acids. The transcript has 3 exons. NCBI's taxonomy places the organism in Eukaryota, Metazoa, Arthropoda, Insecta, Hemiptera, Aphididae.
CUUCACAAAUAUCAUGCUGAAUAAAAAAUUCUAACAAGUCGAUUACGUAUUUACCACAUCGUUAACAACAGGCUUGAGACGCCCAUGCCGCGUUCGGACGUCGGACGGAGGUCGCGGACGAUCCGAUGAACUCGUCGGCCGACAAUCGGUCGUCGUCGUCGUCGCCUUUGCCCGAGUGGAGCGGCGGCGGCGGCGACGGUGACUCGUACGCGCGCAACGAGACGACCGGGGCGAUGUUCUGUCCGUUGUUCGAGAGCACGGACGCGGACGAAUACAACCUGCUGUUCGAGUUCGUCACCUACGGCGUGCUGCUGAACGUGAUCGGCGUGUUCGGCAUACUGGGCAACGUCAUAUCCAUGGUGAUCCUGUCCCGGCCGCAGAUGAAGUCGUCCAUCAACUACCUGCUGAUCGGGCUGGCCCGGUGCGACACCGUGCUGAUCGUCACUUCCAUGCUGCUGUUCGGGCUGCCCGUCGUCUAUCCGGCCACCGGGCACCUGUUCAACUACUACUUCAAGGUGUACCCGCUGAUCGCGCCCGUCGUCUACCCCAUAGCGAUGAUCUCGCAGACCGUGUCCGUGUACCUGACGCUCACCGUCACCCUGGAACGGUUCGUGGCCGUCUGCCACCCGCUCCGCGCCCGGUCCCUGUGCACGUACGGCCGGGCCCGGGCCUACGUGGUGGCCACCAUAGCGUUCGCCGUCCUCUACAACGUCACCCGGUUCAUGGAGGUGACCGUGCAGAAGUGCAUGCACACCAGUUCCAACCAGUACGUGUACCAGGUAUACCCCAGCGAGCUGCGCAACGACCGCGACUACAUAUCCAUUUACAUACACUGGAUGUAUCUGCUCAUCAUGUACUUCAUACCGUUCGGAUCGCUGGCCGUGCUCAACGCCGCCAUAUACCGCCAGGUGAGGAGAGCAAACCGAGAGCGGCAGCGGCUGUCGCGGCUACAGAAGAAGGAGAUUGGGCUCGCCACCAUGCUGCUGUGCGUGGUGGUCGUUUUUCUGUUGUGCAACGUGUGGGCGCUCAUAUCGAACGUGGUGGAGGCGUUCUACGGCAUCACCGUCGAUCACCUGGUCAAAGUCAGCAACCUGCUGGUGACGAUCAACUCGUCCGUCAACUUCGUCAUCUACGUGAUAUUCGGCGAGAAGUUCAAGCGGCUGUUCUUCAAGUUGUUCUUCCCGAGGGGCGUGUGGAUGUGCGGCUGGCACUUCCCCACCGACGGCCGGGGAGGCCCAGUGGGCGGCAUCGUCUGCGGCGGCGGUGGCCACGGGGCGAUGGACGACAGCGAGGCCACGUGCAACGGGGCCACGGCGUUCGAGUGCAGACAGUUGAACACCGGCACGGGCGGUUCCAUGUCGAUGUCGUCCACCGACCACUUCAGGCGGUCUCACCGAGGACGCCACCAUCACCACCACCAUCACCACCAUCAUCACCAUCACCGGAACGGUGACCGCGUGGACCGCCAGCGCGGAACGACGGCCAACAGCGGCGGCGGAUUUGGUAACCGCGACAACUACACGUCUGAGGACAGGGAGCUAUCCUUAAAGACGCCUACCAACAGCGGCAUGAUGUGGGAACACUCGACCACUACCACUACGACCACCGUAAACGUACAUCAAAUCUGAGCGUUGACAGCGUUUGUCUAUGUCCUAGUCCAUAGAUUCCCCAACAAUGUGUGUGUUUAAAGCAGACAAUUUGGUCGAAUAGUAUGAUGAGAUGAGACCUGGGAUGUUCAACAUAAUAAUAUUUCAUGUUCGAUACAGACAGAUUUUAAUACAGUCCAAUAUAUAACAUAAAACGGAUUUAAUACGUUUGAAAAUAAUUUAUAGGAGGAAAAUAAACGAAAAGAAAUUUAGCUAUAAAAUAUACUGUUUAAUAUGUUUUCGGUUGUGCUAUCACAACGAUAGUUGAUAACACAAAACAUGAGUGACGGGUAAUUUGAUUUAUUUCAAGUGAAUCGGUAUUUUUUUUCCCAAAAUUUCGUUGCUCGUUAAACGUCAUCUAUUUAAUUAUGGAAAAUUAAAAUCAUUAUACACCUGAACCGUUGGGAUGAUCGCUGGUCUUUGUGAUUACACGAUAUAGUUAGACGACUAGAUGACGGGCAUUACUUAUAUACACAUUACUGAGGCUGGGCAAGUGUUAACAAUUUUUAUUUUUUUGUUUUUAACUUUUUUAGU